CACAAGGUCGUUGAAGAGACUACUAUCUUUGCUCCUCCAACUUUUCAGCUGUGACAACCGACGACAAUCGACGACCUGCCACGCCGACAAGAUGGGUGCCCUCAAGUACGUGGAAGAGAUCCAGAAGAAGAAGCAGUCCGACGUGAUUCGCUUCCUGCUGCGUGUCCGUUGCUGGGAGCUCCGUCAACUGAACGCUAUCCACCGUGCUUCCCGCCCCUCUCGCCCCGACAAGGCUCGUCGUCUCGGCUACAAGGCCAAGCAGGGCUAUGUUGUCUACCGUAUCCGUGUGAGACGCGGUGGUCGUAAGAGACCCGCUCCUAAGGGUGCCACCUACGGCAAGCCCACCAACAUGGGUAUCAACCAGCUCAAGUACCAGCGCGCUCUCCGUGCUACCGCUGAGGAGCGUGUUGGCCGUCGCUGCGCCAACCUGCGUGUCCUGAACUCCUACUGGAUCAACCAGGACUCCACCUACAAGUACUUCGAGGUCAUCCUCGUCGACCCCCAGCACAAGGCCAUCCGCCGCGAUGCUCGCAUCAACUGGAUCUGCAACGCUGUCCACAAGCACCGCGAGGCCCGUGGUCUUACCGCCACCGGCAAGAAGUCCCGUGGUAUCAACAAGGGCCACCGCUACAACAACACCCGCUCUGGCCGCCGCCACACCUGGAAGCGCCAGAACACCCAGAGCUACUGGCGUUACCGUUAAAUGUAGAUGGGGUGUUUAUGGGGGUUGUUGGUUAUGGGAAAAAAUUGAUCCUGUGGAUGUCACUAUUUCGAUCAAAACUCGCAUCUACGGUGCCGUUCUGGAACUGCUGGGGUGCGAGCAUAAUGCAACAGAUCUUCUGGAUCGGAUGUUAGCCAAAAUACCUUUUUUUCACUUUUCUCGGUUCACCUGUAUUGUUCACCUAACGAAGUAUGACGACCUCUUUUACCUUGUUUCAGCAAUCUGCAGGCACGUAGGGCGUAGCUAAGGGUAUGAGGUGGAUUGAUGUAGACCGGUUUUUGCUUCUGCCGAUCAGUGCCUGGUGCCUUGGCAUGCGAUUGAGUUGGAAGGGGACGGCGCUACGCUGUGACUGCACUAUAGCCCUGUCUGGGAACCUGCCGGGGAGGGUUCACUGUGAGUGGUGAUGUGAUGAUGUCUGUAUUGCAGGACCUCCAAACCCACCUGGCAGGAAGAGUCUAAGACCCAAGUCGACCAGUGUCGCUGGUUGCAAGCCAGUAGGAUGGAGCCCUG
Messenger RNA from Aspergillus welwitschiae, 1231 nucleotides. RefSeq names its product 60S ribosomal protein eL15. The transcript is spliced from 5 exons. The record is from RefSeq and is a predicted model, not a curated record. Gene Ontology annotation, biological process: cytoplasmic translation. Gene Ontology annotation, cellular component: ribosome; cytosolic large ribosomal subunit. Bases 92 to 703 code for a protein of 203 amino acids. Gene Ontology annotation, molecular function: structural constituent of ribosome; RNA binding. NCBI's taxonomy places the organism in Eukaryota, Fungi, Ascomycota, Eurotiomycetes, Eurotiales, Aspergillaceae.